Messenger RNA from Selaginella moellendorffii, 2920 nucleotides. RefSeq names its product long chain acyl-CoA synthetase 9, chloroplastic. The transcript is spliced from 13 exons. Bases 277 to 2358 code for a protein of 693 amino acids. NCBI's taxonomy places the organism in Eukaryota, Viridiplantae, Streptophyta, Lycopodiopsida, Selaginellales, Selaginellaceae. Gene Ontology annotation, cellular component: membrane; endoplasmic reticulum. The record is from RefSeq and is a predicted model, not a curated record. Gene Ontology annotation, molecular function: long-chain fatty acid-CoA ligase activity.
GUGUAUGAGAGGCGACAUUGGCGGAUCUAGAGUUUAAAGUCCCCUCUCUUUGUCUUCUUCGAUCCUUUGGCUCCCACCUCCUAGGGCGCGAGGAUCCUUCCUUGUCGCCGGGCGAUUCAUCCAUAGCCGGAGCACUGUUGCUCGAUCCGAAGCUGUCGAAAGCGCGUGGAGCGGUGAAUCUAGUGGCAAACACGCGAUCGGCUCGAUCAAUCGAUCGCGAUCUCCCGAUAUUUAGUGCGAGGAGCUGGAAAAGGCACAAUUUAGGGAGGUAGCGCCAUGCCGGGAUUUCUUGCCAGUCUCCUCCUCCCCGUGCUCAUGACCAUGGCUAUGCGAUUCCGGAAGAAAUCCAGGCUGCGCGGCGUUGCGGAGGAGGUGGGAGGCGAGCCGGGGGUCACGAGAAGGAACCAGCGAUUCCCGGCGCUGGUGGAGACGCCAUGGGAGGGCGCCACGACGCUGGCAGCUCUGUUCGAGCAGGCAUGCGAGAAGUACGCGGAUCAGCCGCUGCUGGGCACGAGAACGCUGAUUUCGGUCGAGUCUGAGGCUGGGCCGGAUGGAAGAUCGCUGGAGAAGGUGACAUUGGGGCCUUAUGUGUGGAUCAGCUAUGGCCAAGCUUUCGAAAAGGUGAAGCUCUUCUCGUCCGGCCUCUUGGAGUUUGGACACGUUAAAGAAGAGAAGAUCGCGCUCUUUGCCGAGACUCGGGCAGAGUGGCUGAUAGCUCUCCAGGCUUGCUUUCGGAAUAACAUAACAGUGGUGACGAUCUACGCAUCUCUUGGCGAAGACGCUCUGGCACACUCUUUAAACGAGACGGAAGUUACUACAGUGAUUUGCGAUCGGAAGCAGCUAAAGAAGCUCAUCGAUCUGGGAGAAAGUCUCGAGACUGUCAGGCGUGUCGUUUACAUGGACGAUGACUCGGACAAAUCCACACUGGCGGCCUGUGCCUGGCAGCUUGAGUCGUUCUCGAACAUUGAAAAGCUGGGGAAGGGAUCUACUGCUCAGGCGCACUUUCCAAACGCUUCUGAUAUUGCUGUGAUCAUGUAUACGAGUGGGAGCACCGGGCUGCCAAAGGGGGUGAUAAUGUCGCACCGGAACAUUGUGGCAACUAUAGCAGGAGUGAUGACAGUAGUGGCUGAUAUUAGUCCCAAGGACGUGUACAUCGCAUAUCUUCCUCUUGCACACAUUCUUGAGUUGACUGCAGAAACUACUAUGUGUGCUGCCGGUGUUGCCAUUGGAUACGGGUCGCCAUUGACCCUGACGGAUACAUCUAGCAAGAUAAAAAAGGGGACCAAAGGUGAUGUUGGAGAGCUAAAGCCGACUUUGAUGACUGCUGUUCCGGCUAUACUUGAUCGCGUUCGAGAUGGUGUGAGAAGAACGGUUGAAGCAAAAGGUGGACUGGCAAAGCGGCUAUUUCAAACCGCCUACAGAAGAAGAUUAGGCGCUGUUGAAGGAAGCUGGCUCGGUGCGUGGGGAUUAGAGAGGGUUCUGUGGAAUGCCGUGGUCUUUAAAAACGUUAAACGUGUUCUUGGCGGUCGUCUUCGUGGAAUGCUGUCUGGUGGCGCGCCCCUUUCCGGCGAUACUCAGCGCUUUAUCAACAUCUGCUUGGGUGUUCCUAUAGCUCAAGGAUAUGGUCUCACCGAGACCUGCGCUGGGGCCACCUUCUCUGAGUGGGAUGAUACAUCCGUUGGUCGUGUAGGCCCUCCAGUUCCUCAUUGUUACGUGAAGUUGGUCGAUUGGGAGGCCGGAGGCUAUUUGGCAAGCGAUAAGCCUCUUCCAAGAGGCGAAAUCGUGAUCGGCGGGCCAAGCGUAACCAUCGGCUAUUUCAAGAACCAAGCGAAAACCGACGAAGUUUACAAGACGGACGAGAAUGGCCUGCGAUGGUUUUACACGGGCGAUAUUGGGCAGUUCCACCCGGAUGGAUGUUUAGAGAUAGUCGAUCGAAAGAAGGAUAUCGUUAAGCUCCAGCAUGGAGAGUACAUAUCACUGGGAAAGAUUGAAGCGGCAUUGGUGGUCAGUCCAUACGUGGACAGUAUCAUGGCUCACGCGGACCCCUUCCACAAUUUUUGUGUCGCAUUGAUCGUUCCAUCGCAAACGGCGCUGGAGAACUGGGCGAAGCGAGUAGGACAAGAGUACAACGAUUAUGCCGACCUGUGCCAAAAGGAGGAGUCGAUCAAGGAGAUACUGAAAUCUAUCUCUCAGACGGCCAAGCAAGCUCGCCUCCAAAAAUCGGAGAUACCCUCCAAGAUCAAGCUGCUGCCGGAUCCAUGGACUCCAGAGACGGGACUAGUGACUGCCGCGUUGAAGAUCAAAAGGGAGAACAUACGCAAGGCGUUCGCCGAGGAUUUGAAGAAACUUUACCAAUAAGCUGAUCAACAAGGCUGGCAGCGAGCGAUUGAUCAAUCGACAACACCUAUAAUGAGGUUGAAAGAAUCAAUAAACUCGAGCUUUGCUAUGCGUAGUUUUACAGAUUGGAAACUCGAAAAAGAACGUCUUCUUCACCCAAGGUGGGAGCUGUGCAUACUUUGUGGGCGGGAAAGGUAUCAAGGGACUGUAAAAACGAGGGAUUGCUACUUUGAGAUCUGGAGAAAAAGCUUUACGCACCUGGUGGUUUCCUUGUACAUCCUGUACGCUGGAUUGGAACCAUACUUCUUAUCAGCAGAUGCCUGGAGUAAGGUGGAAGAUCUUAGAAACGCACUCCAAAGUAUUAACGAGUUUUUUCACCUCGAGCAAAGGCAGGCCGCUGAGAAAGAGGAGGAUGGCCAUGAGGAAAAGUGGCCCGAAGAUGGCUGCCCACUGGCCGCCUCGAAAAACUGGCGAGGCGGCUGCGAAGAUCCCCCACCAAAGUAGCAUCUAUGGAGGAAACAUAUGGUUUGUAAGCUUUCCCUGUGAUAAAUGGAAAUGGAAGCUCGAACGUACCUCUCCGAAA